AUGUGGGAAGAGUGGGACGAUGAGCAUUUUGUGAAAAUUUUUUUCGACUGGAAGAUAUUUGCCAAAUAUGCAAAGGAUAAUGAAUUUAGGGAGCUAGAAGAAGGCAUAAAGAAGGAAACUAGCACUUCCAGCUAUCUGAACCUAAAUGAAGAAGACGUAGAGAAGGAGGCGAAUGACAACAUUCUCUUGAUACUGCAGUCGUUUAUUAUAGAAAAAAAAUACACAGAUGUUUCUGAUUACCUCGUUAAUAUAAUUUUAAGGUGGAAUUAUUACACAAGCUUGAGGAGCGAAAAAGAGCUCGAUUCUAAUGGUGUAAAGAAUCGACUAAAGAUAAAUGUAGAUAUUUACACUCUACCAGAUGUGUACAGAAAUUUUCAAGAAUAUUUUUAUUCAUACUUUCCAUUAUUCCUCAUCGAAACACAACAAUUAAUAAACAACAAAAAGGAAAAUGAAAAUAUAAAAGAGUAUGACGUAACGUUACUUAACACCCCCAAGGAAAUUUACAAUUUUGAAUUUACCAUCAACAUAGCUUAUGACAGCCUCCUGUAUUCAAAUCUUUUUUAUGGUGAUCUCAUUAUCCUUAGGUUUGUUCCCAAAGGAACUGCAAAAAAUGAUUCUCAUAAUAUUUACACCCCUAUGUUUUGCUCCUCAAAGAGAAAUGAAGAAGAGGUAAUAUCUAGUGAUUCUGAAAAUGACAAGUUGGAGGUAGGUUCCUCUGGCUCGUGUACCCAUUCAGAAGGUUCACAAAAUUGUGAGGAAGUUAAGGAAGUGAGGGAGGAGGAGCUUGUCCAAAACACAGACCAAAUCGGUAUCUCCAUGUUAGACGAAAAGGAAAACAAACUCAACGAUGGCACCAAGUCGGGAAGACACGAAACGAAUGUACAAACGAAUGCACAAACGAAUGCACAACCAAAUGCACAACCAAAUGCACAACCAAAUGAACAAACGAAUGCACAACCGAACGACGAAACGAAUGAAGACAUUUACAUGAUCAGAAAAUAUUGCGUCCGUCAUAUGUUAGGUUAUGUAAUUUCAAAAAAUAAGGAACAAAUAAAAAUCAAAUUUAAUUUGAAUUAUAAAAAUUUUGAUAUCAUUGAUAAAGUCAGGAAAUAUAUAAUUUACGAAAUUUUCGUAGCGGACAAAUUGGAUUAUUAUUUUACGCGUGUGUCUAAGGUGAUCAGCUUGAUUUCAACUCUGCGGUUAUUUAACUGCUUUUUCAAUUUUAGGAACUCCGCCUUGUUGAAUGAAAUUGUUGAAGUUAAUCCAAGUGGAGAAAGUCACGUACACGCACCUAGCGUCACUUGUAAGGGGGAGGUUAAUCAGGAUGAUAGCACCAGCGAGGAGGAGAACUAUAUCCAUCUGCAGACGAAGAGGAGGAAAAAAGAACACAUAGGUGAUGAGCAGGUUAACGAGACCAACUCAGAACAAAUACCAAAUGGAGAACAACAGAAAACCCACCCUGCAGAAACCAUACCAGAUGAAUCAUUGAAUGGGCAUCCAGAUAUAACAGAGGAUAUGGAGGAAACACUUAAGCAAAAAAUUAAGGAUUAUUUGAUGAAGUUGAAAUGGUCAGGAAGGAAGGAAGACAUCGGUGUGAAAAUUGAGGAGCACACUUUUAAUGAAAAUGGUAGUGAAAAUCAUAGCACAAAAAGUAGGAUAACCAGAAAUAUCCAAACGAACAUCAAAGGGGAGGAAUCCUCCUUAUACGAACACACAAAUCUAAAGACAAAUGAUUCCGGGAAGGAUAACAAUUUAGCAAAAAGGGAACCCCCACUCCUUUGGGAGAAGCAAUAUGAAGGCUUCCAUUACAUACCAGAGGCGCUAAAAAAUAAAUUCCUAAGUAUGUACAAUAAGUACCAAUUAAGGGCCAUUAACAACAGCAUAAUGAAUGAGGGGAUUACACUCAUUCAAGGCCCUCCCGGCACAGGGAAAACUACGACAAUUUUGGGAAUUAUCAGCGCGCUCAUUUUUUUUCAAAAGGGUGAAAUGAAUCCUAGUAGGAAUCCCCUCAGUGACAAUUUGUUAUCUGCCUAUGAGGACGGAGAAGAAGAAAAGGGAAAUAAGAAGAAAAAAAAGAGCCCGUACGUUUGGAUCAAUUACGACAAGAAAAAUGACCACUGCUAUUUUAACGACAACUGCUUCAACGCAAUGGAAUACGAAGACUUUUUUGACCACAUCGAAAAAAACGAAGAAGAAAAAAAAAAAAAAAACGUCUUCCACAUUAGUAAAGGAAACAAAAAUGAAAAUAAGUAUGCAUAUGCAAUCCAUCUGAGCAUUAUGAAUGCGUCUAGUAGAAUGUUAAAGAGUGAUGACAACCAUGUAGAAGAAAAUAAUUCAGGUGAAGAGGAAAUUCUUAAAAAUAAUGAAAACAGAAUAAAAAAAUUGAUUGCCUUAACGGAGACAUAUUAUAAUUCCUACGUGAACAGCGAUAAUGUGGCGAAGAAACCCGACUGCGUGGAGGAAAGGAAUACCAAUGAGAAACUGAACUAUUCAUACUACGUUAGUGAUAGCAGUGCGUACUCUUUUGCGUCCGGAACAUCGGGACAAGUAUCACAGAAAGGAACGAAAAACGAAUUAAUGAGCAAAAGUUCGAACCUAAUUCCCCUUAGGGAAAAAAGAAAGUGGAAAAGGAAAACCCCGACGGAAGAUACACAACAAGCCAUUUUUAAAAAGGAAAAGAUAAAAAAGCUAAACUUAAUUAAGAACAAAAGAAUACUGGUAUGUGCCCCAUCUAACGCAGCCAUUGAUGAAAUUUUGAGAAGGCUAAUAUCGUCUAGUAACGGAAUUCUAGACGAAGAUGGAAAUUUUUUUAAUCCUAUAGUUACGAGAAUAGGGAGAAAUGUAAGCACAGACAUAUUAGAAUUUAGCCUGGAAUUUAAAGAACAGUUAUUUUUAUUUCUUAAUAAGAAGGAAGAAAAUAAAAUUAUAAAAAAAAAUUUAUUGAAAACGUCCACCAUUAUUUGUUCAACACUUUCUGCCAGUUCAAACACAUCCCUAGUUAACUACAUUGAUUCCUUCGACGCAGUUAUAAUUGAUGAAGCGUCUCAGUCAGUCGAGUUGGAUAUUUUAAUACCUUUGUCAUUUUCUUGCAAGAAAAUUAUUCUGGUAGGAGAUCCAAAGCAAUUGUCAGCGACGGUUUUUUCGCUAUUUGCAAAGCGGCGCAUGUAUGCCAGGUCCCUGUUCGAACGAUUACAAAAGAAACAUAAGAUGAACAAGUGGAAAUAUAAUUUGUUGUCCAUUCAGUAUAGGAUGCACCCAGACAUUUCAUACUUCCCAAAUAAGUAUUACUACAGGAAUAAAAUUACCGAUGCCCCUUAUUUUCUAUUUACCCUUUUUAAAGAAAUGAAAAUGAAUAAGUACAUUGCAAAUUUGAAGAAUGAUUUACGGGAUCAACACACGGGAGCAAUUAUCGAAAGGGAAUCUUUUUACAAAUUCGAUUUAUUUCACUUUAUGCAAAAUAACUUUGGUAAUUUAUUGCCCCCAAAUUUUCACGAUAUAUAUUUAUGUCAGAAAAAUCAAGGGGCAAUUGACUGGUUCAGUAUACCCUUACUUAGACAUAGCGUUUUUUACGAUAUAUCCUUUUCGAAGCAAAGGAAAAUAAAAAACUCCUACAUCAACAUUGAAGAGAGCGAAGCUGUAUUGCAGUUUAUCGAGUUUUUGCACUUCAUCUUUACCGCAGAGAAUGUGAAGGAGUGGUACAAACGAAUAGGCAUCAUCACCCCUUAUGCUACGGAGAAAUUUUUUCUAAAGAAGGAGCUAAAAAGGUUCUUCACAAAAAAGGGUUACAAAAAUAAUAUUUCUAAUUUUAUUGACAUUGGAACUGUGGAUGGUUUUCAGGGAACGGAGAAAGACAUCAUCAUAUUUGUGUGUGUGCGGACGAAGGGUUCGCUCAAGAGGAGGAAGAAGAAAAAGGAUAACGAGGCUGAUAGUGACGCAGCGAACAUAAGUUCCGCAUCUUCCGUGGAGGAUAAUGUGGACGACGAAGUGGAUGACUCUAAUAUGUUUUUCUCCAGUUACAAACGGUUAAACGUGGCCCUAACUCGAGCCAAAUAUAAUCUGUUCAUUUUCGGAAACUGCAGUUUCUUGAAAAAAUGCGAUGCCUGGGGUAAGAUUAUUAAACACUACAAAAUGAGGAACAAGGUAAUAAAAAUAAAAUACAAGAAAUUUAAAACGAGGAUGAAAAUUUUGUCUGAAAAUGUGACAGAGGAAGACCUGUUCGAUGAGAAGGUUCAGGUGAUUAACAAAAAAAUCGAAAAUUCUUUUUAUAACAAAAAUAUAAUAGAUUACAAUUUCGUGCCAACUUGUGAGAAUGAAAGUCCAUCCUUCGAUUUGAAAGGUUUCCUUUACUCUGUUGGACUGAGCCAGGCGGAAGAGGACGGAGAUGGAGGUUGUGAAGGGCAGAAUGAAAUAAGUAUUAGUGAGAAUAAAUAUGGAUUGGGAAACCCCUCAGCAAAGACGGAUAAUAAAUCUGAGGAGAGGGAAAUCUUGAACUUUUUCAAGCAGCUGUAUAAUGACGACUUUGGGGUUGCGGACGAAUUUGACUUGGGGCGGGACCAGAUGGGGGGGGCACUAACCGAACCGUUAACCGAAUCGGUAAUCGAACCGGUAAUCGAACCGGUAAUCAAACCGGUAAUCAAACCGGUAAUCGAAUCGGUAAUCGAACCGGUAAUCGAACCGGUAAUCGAACGAACGAGUUGCACAGAUCACCUAAUGGAGGUCUGCCCGAAGGAGGGGGAACCAUCGCAGAUCACCGACCACACCAAGGCCCCGCCAAAUGGUACAAACAAUGGUGUUAAAAAGGAACCCGUAGAAUUAAUCGAAGUGAUAGAUCUUGAAGACGAUGCGGAAAGUACAGAACGAAUCAGUAUAAGCGGAAAUGCUGAGGAAGUGAAAACACAAAAUUACAAUCAGGAGGAAUUCAAACAAAAGGGCCUUUCCUUAUCAGCAUCCUCCGCGUUAAGGAAGGAAGGUUCUGAUGUGGAUCUCUUCACACGUAUAACCAAAGGAGGCGAUGAAACAGUUUCCAACAUUAAUGAAGGACAUCCUGGCACAACCCCCACAAUGAUAGAAAUAAAUGAAAAUUUGAUAAACAGUAAUUACUUUAUCGAUAUGUUGUAUAACCACUGCAAGGUGAACAGAGAGCUCAUCCUCGUCGUGCAAAGUGUUCUACCUAAUUUUUCACGACAAAUUUUAUUCAAGCAAUAG
Plasmodium knowlesi strain H is the source of this 5205-nucleotide messenger RNA. RefSeq names its product DNA2/NAM7 helicase, putative. Lineage: Eukaryota; Apicomplexa; Aconoidasida; Haemosporida; Plasmodiidae. The transcript has a single exon. The record is from RefSeq and is a predicted model, not a curated record. Bases 1 to 5205 code for a protein of 1734 amino acids. Gene Ontology annotation, molecular function: helicase activity.